AUGUAUCUCCUUUGCGCAACAGCCAUCGCGGCUCUUGCGACCUCGUGUGUCGCCUCAACAGGAUAUCUUAGGCUAGACCUACAGAGAAGGACUGCCUCUGAAGGCAGAUUAGUCCGCAGACAAAAUUCAGAUGGGAGCUUGGACACAGUCUUGACACAAAACCCCGACAAACUCGAAUACUUGGUGAAUGUCACCGUGGGCACACCUCCCCAGCAUCUCGGCGUUACCUUGGACACUGGCUCCUCUGACCUUUGGGUCCCCGCAUCCUCGGCCAAACUCUGCCAGAAGGGCCAAUGCGAUUUGGGCGACUUUAAUCCGAGCUCAUCAAGCACUUACAAAAUCAUCGAGCAAGGUGGAUUCAACAUUACCUACGCGCAACAGGGAGACAGCGACGCUGGCGAUUGGAGUUCCGACACCAUCACAGUUGGUGGAUCUCCUUCCAUUAAAAAUCAACAGCUCGGAGUAGCAACUGAGCUGUUCGACCAGCAUGGUGUGAUGGGAAUUGGAUUUGACACCAAUGAAGCCAACAACGACAGCCCGAAUGGCGUCUAUCCCUCCGUCAUGGACAAUCUCAAGUCGUCCGGGAUCAUCAACCGCAAAGCCUUCAGCUUGUACUUGAAUGACCUGGAAGCCAAUACUGGCGCAGUUAUCUUUGGUGGGAUCGACACAACGAAAUAUUCGGGAGAUCUUGUUGCGCUACCCCUACAGCCCGGCCCGGAGGGAAUCGUCUCAGAAUACUAUGUCGCCCUGACCAGUGUCUCUUUCACUGAUUCGACGGGUCAAACCACGCAAUUGUCGCCCCAAGGAUAUGCGCAGGCUACGUUGCUUGAUUCGGGCACUACCAACACCCUUCUGACCAACGACGUCUUUACUGGCUUGGCCCUCGGAUUCGGAGCAGUCUUCGAUCCUUCUCAAGACGCCUAUCUAGUCCCAUGUAGUCUUGCCUCAGCCAACGGCACCAUCAACUAUUCGUUUGGCGGCGACGAUGGCGUGACGGUACAAGUUCCCGUCUCGGAGGUGGUCGGGGGUCUGGCGUACCCAUCAUCGCUCUUUGAUGAUCCAUCAGGAGGCUGUGUUCUGGCUUUCGGUACUCCAUCCGAUAGUGGCGGAUUCAGUAUCAUGGGAGACAGUUUCUUGAGAAGUGCUUAUGCAGUCUUUGAUAUCGACAACAAAGUUGCAGCGCUUGCUCAAGCCGUUGAAAACGAAGCAAGCACGAGUAGCAUCGUUGUUAUCCCGACAGGAACAACCAUACCGAGUGCGACAGCGACUGCCACUGCAACAGGCACUCAACUCAGUCAAGUCGCCGAUGAAACAGGUGUCCCGACAGCCAGUGUCCAAGGCACCACUCUUCUUCCAGGGACGCCAACAUUCAGCUUGGUUACGUCCUCCUCAGCAGCAACAUCAACAGCGGCAGGAGCAGGAGCCUCGUCUUCGUCAGGAGCAGCAAACAAUGCGGCUGUGCCGACCGCGGCUCUGUUGGGGCUGGGACUUGCAGCAGGUGUGAUGGGACUGUGA
Fonsecaea multimorphosa CBS 102226 is the source of this 1515-nucleotide messenger RNA. RefSeq lists its product as uncharacterized. Lineage: Eukaryota; Fungi; Ascomycota; Eurotiomycetes; Chaetothyriales; Herpotrichiellaceae. The coding region runs from base 1 to 1515 and encodes 504 amino acids. Gene Ontology annotation, biological process: proteolysis. The record is from RefSeq and is a predicted model, not a curated record. Gene Ontology annotation, molecular function: aspartic-type endopeptidase activity. The transcript has 2 exons.